Molecule: messenger RNA, 2570 nt
Organism: Nannospalax galili (Upper Galilee mountains blind mole rat)
Lineage: Eukaryota; Metazoa; Chordata; Mammalia; Rodentia; Spalacidae
Gene: Olfm1
Product: olfactomedin 1
Exons: 6
Coding region: 176-1549 (457 amino acids)
Biological process (GO): signal transduction
Source: RefSeq, a predicted model, not a curated record
CGGGACCAUAAAUAUGCAGAGCGGAGGCUCGGCGCAGCUCAGUCCGCGCGCCGCCCGCCCCGGCUGCUGAGCUGAGCCCGAGCCGCGGCCGGAGCCCCAGCCGGGAGCGCGUCCGCGUCCCCGCACCGCCAGCUCCCAGGCCCCGCACGCCAGGACGCCCGAGCGGCCGCGAGACAUGCAACCGGCCCGGAAGCUCCUCAGCCUCCUGGUCCUCCUCGUGAUGGGCACCGAACUCACCCAAGUGUUGCCCACCAACCCUGAGGAGAGCUGGCAGGUGUACAGCUCCGCCCAGGACAGUGAGGGAAGGUGUAUCUGCACAGUGGUCGCCCCCCAGCAGACCAUGUGUUCACGAGACGCCCGCACAAAACAGCUGAGGCAGCUACUGGAGAAGGUGCAAAACAUGUCUCAAUCCAUAGAGGUCUUGGACAGGCGGACUCAGAGAGACCUGCAGUAUGUGGAGAAGAUGGAGAACCAAAUGAAAGGGCUAGAGUCCAAGUUCAAGCAGGUGGAGGAGAGCCAUAAGCAACACCUGGCCAGGCAGUUCAAGGCGAUAAAAGCGAAAAUGGAUGAACUUAGGCCUUUGAUCCCUGUGUUGGAAGAGUACAAGGCCGAUGCCAAAUUGGUAUUGCAGUUUAAGGAGGAGGUCCAGAAUCUGACGUCAGUGCUUAACGAGCUGCAAGAAGAAAUUGGCGCCUAUGACUACGAUGAACUUCAGAGCAGAGUGUCCAAUCUUGAAGAAAGGCUCCGUGCAUGCAUGCAAAAACUAGCCUGCGGGAAGCUGACAGGCAUAAGUGACCCAGUGACCGUCAAGACCUCUGGCUCGAGGUUCGGGUCCUGGAUGACAGACCCGCUGGCCCCUGAAGGUGACAACAGGGUCUGGUACAUGGAUGGUUACCACAACAACCGCUUCGUCCGAGAGUACAAGUCUAUGGUGGACUUCAUGAACACAGACAAUUUCACCUCGCACCGUCUCCCACACCCCUGGUCGGGGACGGGGCAGGUGGUCUACAACGGCUCCAUCUACUUCAACAAGUUCCAGAGCCACAUCAUCAUCAGGUUCGACCUGAAGACGGAGACCAUUCUGAAGACUCGCAGCCUGGACUACGCGGGCUACAACAACAUGUAUCACUAUGCCUGGGGCGGCCACUCGGACAUCGACCUCAUGGUGGACGAGAACGGCCUCUGGGCCGUCUACGCCACCAACCAGAAUGCCGGUAACAUCGUCAUCAGCAAGCUGGACCCCAUCUCGCUGCAGAUCCUGCAGACUUGGAACACCAGCUACCCCAAGCGCAGCGCUGGGGAAGCCUUCAUCAUCUGCGGGACCCUCUACGUCACCAAUGGCUACUCGGGGGGCACCAAGGUCCACUACGCCUACCAGACCAAUGCUUCAACCUACGAGUACAUCGACAUCCCCUUCCAGAACAAAUACUCCCACAUCUCCAUGCUGGACUAUAACCCCAAGGACCGCGCGCUGUACGCCUGGAACAACGGCCAUCAGACCCUCUACAACGUCACCCUCUUCCACGUCAUCCGCUCUGACGAGUUGUAGCUCCCAUUUGCCCAGAAGCAAAGGGUCCAAGUCCUCACCCCCAAGGACACUCCCAUGAAACAGCUGCCGAAAUAAUACUAGGAAUAUACUAACAGUCCUGAUUCUGAGAGAUCAGUAGCUGUGAUUCGGACUCCCAGGGCUGGUGUGAUCUCUGGGUUCCUCCCCCUCAUUCACGUGGGUGGGCCAUGGAUUUGGGAAGAAACCCCCAUGUUUGCGGCUGGAACUGCAGCCCAAGGCCCCCUGGCUGUCCCCACCCCACCCUAUCCCUCUCUGGUCACAUAACAUACUAAACAAACAAGGCAGUGACUGUUGGCCCCUCUCACCCAAGAACAACCCACUGUUAGGAUUGCAUGGACAUUUCCUUAGGUUGUGAUCAGCGCGAUGAUGUGAUGGCCAUGCCCCCUCCCCAGAGCCCCCGACCCCGCGGCGCUCUGCGUAGGCUGGGUCAGUCCCACACAUAUCGCAGCUGCCUUUUUCUUGACUGUGUUGUUGUCUCUUAGAUUAACUGUGCCGAGACUCCCGGUAGCUCAUGGACCCGUGUGUCUAGUACUUCCCAAAGCGAUGGUGGGUGUGCGUAGAGUGAAGUUGCCGUACCCACAUUGUUGAACUUGCGUACCCCGUAGCUAGAUUGUGAGAUGUCCGUCUGUAAUCCCCCGAGGUGGUAACUCCAUGUAUUCAAUUUAUGCAAUGAACGUUGUCAUGCAGUGCCGUAGUUUGGACUGGUAAGUGGAUGGUUUUUGUUUCUAAAAAGAAAAAAAAAAAUCAGUGUUCACCCUUAUGAAGACUUAGUCAAGUUCAUGUUGAUAAUAAUCAAAGAAAUUCUUUUCUUGUUAAGCUAUCUGAGUCACGUAACCGUGAUGGGAAAGGUGCAUUUUGGGAAACUUCAGUUUCCUACAAGAAAGAACUCCCCAAGGGCAGCAAUGUGUGGAAAGGUCAUUUUUUAAGACCAAAAAUUAAAAAUAAAAGAGGGAAACUUUGUACUAUCCAGUUAUCUAAGGAACAAUAAAGGUGUUAGGACGUG